CCUUUGAAGGUAGCCAGACUGAGGUCAGCCUUGGCCCUGCUGGUGACUAGCUGUGUGCCUCUGAGUAAGCUGGAGGCUUUGUAGGUCCUUCGGUUUCCUCAUCUGUAAGGCAGCAUAAAUUCAGCUCACGGGCUCUUUGCAAGGGUUAAUUCCUUAAAGAUGUGUCAGGCGGGGCCUCUGCCCUCACGGAGCUUGCAGCCUGGUGGGCUGAGACGAUGUGACAGGGGAGCUCUGCCUGGUUCCUGACACUGGCCAGGACUGCAGGUCUGGGAACGACGGGGACAGGAUGGGGGUGAGGGCGAGGCAGGGCAACCUAGUGAGCUGGCUGAGCCAGGCGGUGCGCGUGCGCACAAUAUUCAGACAAGCCUUUUGAGGGGACUCCGUUUUACGGAAUGUGCUUCUUGUCACUGCCAUUGUAGUUCCUAACCCGGGGGAGGGCACGAACAGACCGCGGGCACGUCUCGGUGGCUGCGGACAUUACCCCAACGCCAGGCUCAGCGGGCUCAAGCCGACGUUUGCAGCCUUCGGACGGCGCAUGUGCAAGCGCCUCACCCCACCCUCCGCUUCUCAGUCGCGGAUUGGUGGGCGUAGGUCACGUGGGUACACCUCGCCCCCUUUCUCGGGGCAGGGGGCCCGCCCGCUGGCUUGUUUCCGGUUCGGUGGGUAGAAGAUGACGGAGUCGGGCGCCUCUCCCGAGGACCCCUGGGUCAAGGCAAGCCCCGUGGGCGCGCACGCCGGCGGGGGGAGGGAGGGUCGGGCUCGUGCACGUAGGGGGUCCGGAAGACUAGGGGCUUCCCUCCGGUCCCUAAAGUUUCCCCCGCUCUCCGGGCCCCGGGGCUGCAGAGAAGACAGCUUUCUCCCCUCCUGUGCCAAGGUGGAGUAUGCCUACAGCGACAACAGCCUGGACCCCGGGCUUUUUGUAGAAAGCACCCGCAAGGGGAGUGUAGUGUCCAGAGCUAAUAGCAUCGGUUCUACCAGUGCCUCUUCUGUCCCCAACACAGAUGACGAGGACAGUGAUUACCACCAGGAGUCCUACAAGGAGUCCUACAAGGAUCGGCGGCGGCGAGCACACACUCAGGCCGAGCAGAAGAGGAGGGACGCCAUUAAGAGAGGCUAUGAUGACCUUCAGACCAUUGUCCCCACCUGCCAGCAGCAGGACUUCUCCAUUGGCUCCCAAAAGCUCAGCAAAGCCAUUGUUCUACAAAAGACCAUUGACUACAUCCAGUUUUUGCAUAAGGAAAAGAAAAAGCAGGAGGAAGAGGUGACCACGCUACGCAAGGACGUCACGGCCCUAAAGAUCAUGAAAGUGAACUAUGAGCAGAUUGUCAAGGCACACCAGGACAACCCCCAUGAGGGGGAGGACCAGGUCUCCGACCAGGUCAAGUUCAACGUGUUUCAAGGCAUCAUGGACUCUCUGUUCCAGUCCUUCAAUGCCUCCAUCUCCGUGGCCAGCUUCCAGGAGCUGUCGGCCUGUGUCUUCAGCUGGAUUGAGGAGCACUGUAAGCCACAGACCCUACGGGAGAUCGUGAUCGGAGUCCUGCACCAGUUGAAAAACCAGCUUUACUGACUGGCUCGUGGAUACCUGCGUAACAGCCAGCAAGAGGCCUUGAGUCUCUAUUUGGCCAUGGAGCUGCUGGGCCCAUGAGCUUGGACUGCAACACCUCACACUGGUCAGCUGGUUUCUGCUGGGUGUUUGGUUUUCCUAGCCCCACUUCAUUGUCAGUGGGGCUGGGGUGUGUUUUGUGAAAGCUUCUGAUUAAUUUAUUAUUUUGACCAUAAAACUCAAACCUGCCCAGUCUUUCUUCUCCCUUUGGAAGUCCUCAGGAUCAGAGUCUGCUUCGGGCACCCCAAAGAGAUCCUGGCCUCUUAGCCUUCUCUCUAAGCCGCAGACUUCUGCUCUUGAUCUACAUAUAUUUGGAAACUGUUUGCCUCUGUUUUGGUCUCUUGGGCAACAUUUGGCCAUCUUGGCAGGAAAAAAAGGAGUAAGAAGAAAUACUCCCACAGCCAUGAAAAGUGAAAGGGCCACCUCAUGCCUAGACUAGGGCUGCCCAGUCAGUCCAAGGUGAGGCCAGGGCUUUCUGGCUAGCUUAGAGCAGGGCUACCAGUUUCUUCCCCUGCCCUGGGAGGUAGGGAAGCAGCGCUACCUCCUCCUGCACUCUUGGUUCCCACAGGCUGUUGUGCUGCAUGGUAAAGGCAGGUGUGACACAGCAUUACAUAUUUGCAAAUUUUUUAUUUUUCUAAACACCAACAAUGCAACUUUGUUAAAACUAUAAUUUUGGAAAAUUAACUGGGCCUCUAUCAUCUCUCAGUGUUGCCUGUAUUUCUCCCAGGACUUGGGGUAUGGAGGAUACUCAAAUGGUCUCCUGGGUUACAAGCCCAAGAGAGUCCUGGGUGAACCCUGGGCUCCUCAAAAUGCUGGUGUAUAGCAGCUUCUCUGUACCCUCAUCCCUCAGGUUCCUUUCUGCCUGCCUCAGGUUUGAUAUCUGAGAGGUUUGACUAUCCAGAGGAAAUUAAAUAUUUUUAUAUCAAAUUAUAUUACAAUAAAUAAUGCCAAAUGCUUUCCUUUG
Molecule: messenger RNA, 2567 nt
Organism: Lemur catta (Ring-tailed lemur)
Lineage: Eukaryota; Metazoa; Chordata; Mammalia; Primates; Lemuridae
Gene: MLX
Product: MAX dimerization protein MLX
Exons: 8
Coding region: 671-1567 (298 amino acids)
Biological process (GO): regulation of transcription by RNA polymerase II
Cellular component (GO): nucleus
Molecular function (GO): DNA-binding transcription factor activity, RNA polymerase II-specific; protein dimerization activity; RNA polymerase II cis-regulatory region sequence-specific DNA binding
Source: RefSeq, a predicted model, not a curated record